This is a messenger RNA of Glycine soja, 580 nucleotides long. Its product is annotated as subtilisin-like protease SBT2.5. The coding region runs from base 74 to 361 and encodes 95 amino acids. The transcript is spliced from 3 exons. The record is from RefSeq and is a predicted model, not a curated record. Lineage: Eukaryota; Viridiplantae; Streptophyta; Magnoliopsida; Fabales; Fabaceae.
ACAGAAAACUGCCAUUGAUAAUAAUAGAUCUUCCAAUCAAAUCAACAAGAAAGAAAAAGAGGCAUUCUUCUUAAUGGGGAGCACAAAAAUGGAGUCGUACUUUGUCUUCAUGAACUAUGAUCCUGAAUACGGGAGACUUCGAGCUGAUCGAACCGAGAGAGGGACACAUGAGCUUGAUUUGUACCUUGAUAGAAAACAUGAUGAACUCUUAGCAAGUGCCCUAGAGCCAGGAACCUACAAGAAGACAUCUUCUUUGGUCAUUGUUGAUGCUUUUGCAGUCGAAAUUACCGAGGAUCAAGCCAAUGUGCUCAGAUCUGCAAAAGGAGUGAGGGUUGUGGAGAAAAAUGAAGUGCCAGUCUAGUGUAGCAUAGAAUAAUAUUUCAAACAGGCCAAUGUUUUGAGGAGAAAAUUUCCAUGAUUUUGUUUAAUUAACUUUUCGUUCUCGUGAAGUUUCUCAUAUGUGUAAUUUGCUACGAAGAUGCGAACUCGCUAGGCAAGAUGUAUAAUGUAUUAAGGGAAACCAAGGUAGAUUUGUGUUGAUUAUCAUGUGUUUUUGUUUUUAACUAUAUUAUCUUGAGCA